This is a messenger RNA of Gracilinanus agilis (Agile Gracile Mouse Opossum), 1215 nucleotides long. Its product is annotated as BRCA1-A complex subunit Abraxas 1-like. NCBI's taxonomy places the organism in Eukaryota, Metazoa, Chordata, Mammalia, Didelphimorphia, Didelphidae. Gene Ontology annotation, cellular component: nucleus. The transcript has 10 exons. The record is from RefSeq and is a predicted model, not a curated record. Gene Ontology annotation, biological process: attachment of spindle microtubules to kinetochore; mitotic spindle assembly; protein K63-linked deubiquitination. Gene Ontology annotation, molecular function: polyubiquitin modification-dependent protein binding; microtubule binding. The coding region runs from base 1 to 1215 and encodes 404 amino acids.
AUGGCGAUUGGCGCCAAAGGUGGCGGCAUCGUGUUGAUUGGGCUGUGUUGUGGCGAUUGGCGCCAAAGGUCGUGGCGGCCACGAGAGGUGCUCUUUUGUGCCCGGCAUAUUGAAGGUUUUCUUGUUGGGGAACUGCAGAGUGAAACCACGAGCACCGCCGUUUCAGACUAUCCAUCCGAUACUAUUGAAGUUGUGAAUAAUACGCUUGACAUACAAAGAUACAUUCCAUGCCACCGGGCUUUCAGCUUUUAUAGCUCAUCAGGUGAAGUCAACGAGGAGAUUCUGAGGAAGAUCUGCGGUGAAAAGAAUGUGAUUGGAUGGUACAAAUUCAGAUGCAAUUCGGACCAAAUCAUCACCUUGCGAGAGAAGAUACUUCACAAAAAUUUACAGCGACUUCUUCUGAAUCCGGGAUUCGUUUUCCUGUUACUGACCCCAAACAUAAUCACGGAAAGCUGCUCCACUUAUACAAUGGAUUAUGCAUUACAUGUACUUAAGGAUGGAUUUUUCCAAAGAAUGUCUUUAGUGGUGUCCAACUUAGCUAUGGCAGAGGAGCAGGGAUAUAAGACUGUGUCAGGUGCCUGCACAUCCAUUGGCUUUAGCCAAGCAACCUGCGUACAUAGUUCAGACUUUUUUGACCAAGAGGGAGAUUUAAGAGACAUACCAAAGAUUACUCAACUUUGUGCCAGUAUGCAAGAAGAAUUACAGAAAGCAAGCGUUGAACUAUAUGAGAGUGAGAAAUUAGCAGGAAAGUUACUAAAGGAUGUAAAGAGACUAAAAGAAGAAAUUGCAAACAGAAAGAGAGCAAAGCAAGCAGCAGCAGCAAGAAGCCGUCGCCCAGAAGGAGAAGAGAAUGUUUUACUCUGUCAAGCUUUGCGUACAUUUUUCCCAGAUCAGGAAUAUCUUCAGUCAAGCACUCUCACUUUGCAAGGCAAGCAGGUUCCUCUAUCACCCUGCACCACCGAGCAUGAGCAUGAGCUCAGUGUUGUGGAUGAAUUAACACUGAUGGUAGAAAGCUCUGAUGAAGCUCCAGAAGAUGAAAAAAGAGGUGAAGCUAAGCCUGAACCUCUUGAGUUAGGUGAUGAGAAACUACAAGUGUUAGAAUUUGAGCUUAAAAGAGGGGAUGAAAGCGGUGAUCAGGAGAAAGUACUGGCAGCCAGUGUAGGGCCAGAUGAGGAGGUUGAGGAUAUUGAAUAUCAAAAGUCACCGACUUUCUGA